UAGAUAUGUUGAUACUAAUAUAUGGUCGUUUUGUCUCUUUUCAGAGGCAGAGGUAUUGAGGUGGUUGAGAUAGACCUGAGUCAGCCGAUGGAGUCUCAGGGCCCGUUCGACAUUAUCGUACACAAACUGUCUGAUGUGAUUGUUGAGGCAGAACAUGACAGCCGAUCUCAGCAGCUCCUGGACAACUUUCAGACUUACGUGUCCACACACCCCCACACUGUCCUGUUGGAUCCGCUGCCAGCCAUGAGACAGUUACUGGACCGCUUCGCCUCAUAUCGCAUCAUCAGCAAACUACAGAACACACUGCAAGGAAAGAGUAUUUGCUGCCCACCGUAUCUAGAAAUUAACACAGACAACAUGUCCAUCAUCCAGGAAGCAGUGGACAGGAAGCAGCUCACAUACCCUUUAAUCUGUAAAACCAGGGUGGCCCACGGAUCCCGUUCACAUGAGAUGUCACUAAUCUUUAGUCACGCCGGUCUGAGAGACGUUCGUCCUCCUUGUGUCCUCCAGAGUUUUGUGAAUCACGGUGCCGUGCUGCACAAAGUGUUUGUGGUGGGCGAGCAGCACUUCACUGUGGAACGACCAUCGCUCAAGAACUUCCCCACUGGACCCUAUGACAGGAAAACAGUCUUCUUUAACAGCCAUGAGGUGUCGAAACCCGAGUCCUGUUCCCGUCUAACUGCACUGGACGAGACGACGCCUCGAGUCCCGGCCCCAAGUGAUGACGUCAUGGCUGUCAUGGUGAAAGAGCUGAGGGCGGAGCUUGGGAUGGCUUUGUUUGGAGUGGAUGUCAUCAUGAACAUAGACACACACAGACUGACCAUCAUUGAUAUUAACAUCUUCCCUAGCUAUGAGGGCGUUCCUCAAUUCUUCUCCUCUCUCCUCAGUCACAUUGAAUGUCUGCUGAACACGAGACAUGACACCAAACUCAGACUUUCUCAAACUACCAGCAACACUCCGUAAUGCUUAUCACUUAGCUGGUGUAAUAUACUCCAUGGUGUAAUAGACUCCAGGUUAAAACUAUUUAUAUAUCUUGAAUAUA
Messenger RNA from Clarias gariepinus (North African catfish), 1042 nucleotides. Its product is annotated as inositol-tetrakisphosphate 1-kinase-like. Bases 22 to 963 code for a protein of 313 amino acids. The transcript is spliced from 9 exons. Gene Ontology annotation, biological process: inositol trisphosphate metabolic process. The record is from RefSeq and is a predicted model, not a curated record. Gene Ontology annotation, cellular component: cytoplasm. Gene Ontology annotation, molecular function: inositol-1,3,4-trisphosphate 6-kinase activity; ATP binding; inositol-3,4,5,6-tetrakisphosphate 1-kinase activity. NCBI's taxonomy places the organism in Eukaryota, Metazoa, Chordata, Actinopteri, Siluriformes, Clariidae.